GAGGACAGAGGGAGGCACUCGGUAACCUAGGAGUCCUGGCUCCGCCCCCUCUGCCUUUGGCCUGGUCCGCUCCUCCCAUCACCGCUCGGAGGCGGCUACUGGCCCGCGACGAAGAGCGAAAGCACAGCCUCGGCCUUCAAGCCCCGUAGCUGAGACGACAUCUCAUGGUACAUCACUGACCAAGGAGGCGGGAUCGCCGCUGCCGCUUCAAGGCCACAGCGAGAAGGGCGUACUGCGCACGCGCAGCAGACCGCGAUGGAGCCACCGAUGGAGCAGUCCGGAGGGGAGCAAGAACCGGGAGCUGUCAGGCUCCUGGACCUGCCCUGGGAAGACGUGCUGCUCCCGCACGUCCUCAACUGGGUCCCGCUGCGCCAGCUGCUGCGGCUGCAGCGCGUCAGCCGCGCCUUCCGGGCGCUCGUUCAGCUGCACCUGGCCGGGCUGCGCCGCUUCGACGCCGCUCAGGUGGGUCCACAGAUUCCACGGGCCGCCUUAGCCCGGCUACUGCGGGAUGCCGAGGGGCUGCAGGAGCUGGCGCUGGCUCCGUGUCACGAAUGGCUGUCGGACGAGGACCUGGUGCCAGUCCUGGCACGGAACCCGCAGCUACGGAGCGUAGCACUGGCCGGCUGCGGCCAACUGAGUCGCCGAGCGCUGGGGGCGCUGGCUGAGGGCUGCCCGCGUCUGCAGCGCCUUUCGCUCGCUCACUGUGACUGGGUGGACGGGCUGGCACUACGUGGCCUCGCCGACCGCUGCCCGGCUCUGGAGGAGCUAGACCUCACCGCCUGUCGCCAGCUCAAGGACGAGGCCAUCGUGUACCUGGCGCAGAGACGCGGCGCGGGCCUCCGCAGCCUCUCGUUGGCUGUCAACGCCAAUGUGGGGGACACCGCGGUCCAAGAGUUGGCUCGAAACUGCCCGCAACUCGAGCACCUCGACCUCACAGGCUGCCUUCGGGUCGGAAGCGACGGUGUCAGGACACUGGCGGAGUACUGCCCGGCGCUGCGCUCACUGCGCGUGCGGCACUGCCACCAUGUGGCCGAGCCCAGCCUGAGCCGCUUGCGGAAACGUGGUGUGGACAUCGACGUGGAGCCACCCCUGCACCAGGCCCUGGUGCUACUCCAGGACAUGGCGGGCUUCGCGCCCUUUGUCAACCUGCAGGUCUGACUGACUUUCCUUUGGGUGGGAGCACAGCUGGACUGUGUAGCCGGGGCCGGCCUGACACUGAACUGUAGGGAAACUGGACUGUGGGGGCCUGUGGUUGAGAGGCCUGUGGCGUGCCCUGCCUCACCCUGGAAUUUCAAAUAAAGAGCUUUUUACCCCUU
Messenger RNA from Peromyscus californicus insignis, 1316 nucleotides. RefSeq names its product F-box and leucine rich repeat protein 15 (gene Fbxl15). The transcript is spliced from 5 exons. Gene Ontology annotation, molecular function: protein binding. The coding region runs from base 256 to 1158 and encodes 300 amino acids. NCBI's taxonomy places the organism in Eukaryota, Metazoa, Chordata, Mammalia, Rodentia, Cricetidae. The record is from RefSeq and is a predicted model, not a curated record.